AUGCACUCAAGUUCUGGCACUGCCAGUGUCACUGCCAUUGAUGAAGAGUUUGAUGAGUCUUUUGCUCGGCUUAUAGAACGUUUCCAAGACAAGCUGUCUGACGAAACAGUGAUGAAUGUGCUUCUUGAAUGCAAUGGUCAGGAACAUGAAGCAUCACAAAGGCUGCUAAAAAUACAAUCUGAUUGUCUGCCAUUGCAACAAAGCAGAUUGCGCUCUCCAAGAAAUACACCACUCAAACAUCGACAGUUGCUCCGUAUGACAAACUACUUUGAAAGUCGCAGUAAGCAGUCAAGUCCUUCUGAUAUACCACCACCAAUGCCAGAAUUGACUCAAUUUAAUCAUACCAGUAGCAACCAUUCUUGUAAAAAUGCCAUGCAGGUACUAAUUCAAAACAGCAUCAAACUCGAGUCCGAAGAUUCGGACAAAAUAAACUCGCAGCCACCCAUUUUACUUACUCCAGAAACUUUGGCUGUCCACACUCCAUGUGAAAUGUUUAUGGACAUUCUGCCCUUGAGCGAUGCAAAUGCACUUUUACAACAAAUGGUUGUAGAAUCCAAAACAUGGAACCCAUUGUCUGUGGUGGUUGUGGGGAAACUGCUUCAAUCAUCUCACAAUACUUGCCUGUAUACCGAUCAUGAGAUACUCGGCGAUAUGCCACUUUAUUAUUCUGGAGUCAAGUCUGAGCCGCGUGACUGGUUACCGAGUAUGCGUCUAGCUGCAAAAAUCAUUGAAGAGAAAGUGAAUUGUGCAUAUGAAAAACGAGAGCGAGCUGCUCUUGAACUACAAGGCCGAUGGGUGCCAGGUAUUGCCAUAGCUAACUCGUAUCACACACGGCAUGAAUUUACUGGAAUGCAUACAGAUAGGCUUACGUAUAUUGGUCCACGACCUGUGAUUGCCUCGCUGACUCUUGGUGCAGCUCGUGUAUUUAGAGUGAGGCGAUUACGCAAUACUGGAAUGCCCUCACAAACAUAUGAUAUUCUUUUACCACACAAUUCAUUGCUGAUCAUGUGGCCACCCAUGCAGGAAUGUUUUAAACAUGAAUUACCGCCAGUAUCCGAGAGUCUUGUACGUCGUACUGGAACGCUUAUUUCGCAUCCGCUCAGUGGAGAUACACGCAUAAAUUUAACUUUUCGCAUGGUAAGACGAGAUGUGGUAGAACAAAUACCGAUUUGCAAGUGCGGUUCACCAGCUGAAAUGCGGUGCGUGAUCAAAAAGAUGGAUGCUCGUGGACAGUACUUUUGGAUAUGCAGUGGUGGGCUUGGACCCAAUGUGAUAGAUGGGACUAUACGCCAAUGCGGAUUUUUCAAAUGGUUUUAA
Molecule: messenger RNA, 1317 nt
Organism: Batrachochytrium dendrobatidis JAM81
Lineage: Eukaryota; Fungi; Chytridiomycota; Chytridiomycetes; Rhizophydiales
Exons: 1
Coding region: 1-1317 (438 amino acids)
Biological process (GO): DNA repair; DNA alkylation repair
Cellular component (GO): nucleus
Molecular function (GO): dioxygenase activity; zinc ion binding
Source: RefSeq, a predicted model, not a curated record